Messenger RNA from Phodopus roborovskii (desert hamster), 1078 nucleotides. RefSeq names its product succinate receptor 1 (gene Sucnr1). The record is from RefSeq and is a predicted model, not a curated record. Gene Ontology annotation, biological process: G protein-coupled receptor signaling pathway. Gene Ontology annotation, molecular function: G protein-coupled receptor activity. Gene Ontology annotation, cellular component: plasma membrane. Bases 1 to 1041 code for a protein of 346 amino acids. NCBI's taxonomy places the organism in Eukaryota, Metazoa, Chordata, Mammalia, Rodentia, Cricetidae. The transcript is spliced from 2 exons.
AUGUCCAGCAGCCACACAGCAGUGGGUCAGAAGCUGUCUCCAGCUCCUGGCAGAGUUUCUGUUAAGAGAGAGGCCUCAGUCAGCGGAAUGUCACAGAAUUCAUCAUGUCAAAACUGGCUGGCUGCAGAGAAUAUCUUGAAAAAGUACUACCUCUCCACAUUUUAUGGGAUUGAGUUCGUUUUGGGGAUGCUUGGGAACGUCACAGUGGUGUUCGGCUACCUCUUCUGCCUGAAGAACUGGAACAGCAGCAACGUGUAUCUCUUUAACCUUUCCAUCUCUGACUUCGCUUUCCUGUGCACCCUCCCCAUGCUGAUAAGGAGUUAUGCCAAUGAGACCUGGAUCUAUGGAGAUGUUCUCUGCAUUUGCAACCGAUACGUGCUUCAUGCCAACCUCUACACCAGCAUCCUUUUCCUCACUUUCAUCAGCAUCGAUAGGUACCUGCUCAUGAAGUACCCUUUCCGAGAACAUGUUCUGCAAAAGAAAGAGUUUGCUGUUUUAAUCUCUUUAGCUGUCUGGGUCUUAGUAACCUUAGAAGUCCUACCCAUAUUCCCCUUCAUAAAUUCUGACCAAACAGGCGAAGACAUCAUCUGCAAAGACUAUGCAAGUUCCGGGAACCCUAAAUACAAUCUCAUUUACAGUUUGUGCCUGACCUUGUUGGGCUUCCUCAUUCCUCUCUCUGUGAUGUGCUUCUUCUAUUACAAGAUGGUAGUCUUCCUAAGGAGGAGGAGCAGGCAGCAGGUGACUGCUAUGCCACUGGACAAGCCUCUGCGCUUGGUGGUCCUGGCAGUGGCCAUCUUCUCUGUACUCUUCACACCCUACCACAUCAUGCGCAAUGUGAGGAUAGCCUCACGCCUCGAUAGCUGGCCACAAGGAUGUUCGCAGGAGGUCAUCAAAAUCUUGUACAUUGUGACCCGGCCUCUGGCCUUUCUGAACAGUGCUGUCAACCCCAUCUUCUACUUUCUCAUGGGAGACCACUUCAGAGAGAUGCUGAUUAGUAAACUGAGACAGUACUUCAAAUCCCUUACCUCCUUCAGGACAUGAGCUGGGGAUCUUCUUUUCCCUCCAGGUCUCAUUUACU